GAGAUUCUUACAAAAGACGACGCACGAUUGAUAUUUUAUUGACCGUCCACACAAAAUACCUGAUGCAUAAUUUAAUACACCACAGCGUUAAAUAACGGAAGAUGAAACGUUAAAAUCGACGAAAAUCUUAACUGCUCCGGGAACAUGUAUAAUUAACACUGACUGAUAUAUACACGGCGAUAAAACUCAAAGCAUGCCAGACUUUGGAGGAUUAUUUAUCAGGGUAGAUAACACUAACAAAUCAAUCGUGUGUUCUCUGUUUGUAGCAAAAUGGCACGUUGUUUGCGGACUGUGAAAUCGGAGGUCUUUGGAGUGGAAUAAAAAGGAUUUCCAAUACUAGGCUGUAUUCAGGCACGGGACACAUACUUUUGCGGAGGUAUUGGGGUUCGUACGAUGUCUGUCGCCUCGGCGAACACACUGAUUCGUUAUGAGGACGAACUUCGCCGCCGACUGGAGAAGUUGUCCAGGACUUACGACCUGACCACUAUGAAAAUAUUCGUAGUGGUAGAGUGUGUCGGGGAGGAACUGGUCUGUAGUACGUACAGCCCGGAUCAGAGAGACCGAUGGGGUUCUUUCCUAGCCAGGAGAGAGGCCUGUCGUCUGGAUCUCAGCAAACACGUGAAGAACCGCUCGAGGUACCAGGACUUUCUCCAAAACGUUUCCAGAGAGGAGCAAGGAAAGGAUUUUCACUCAGCUGUCAUAAGGUAUUUCCACGGGAAAGGUGCCACGGACGCAUUCGGUCAGGUGACUCAGAUAAACAGUACGUUCAGUUUUUGUAACCACAUCUGUCAGCUGUUCGAACGAAAACUGGACACGUGGUUUCAAUCUUGUGAGGCGGUUGCUGUGAAAUUGACAGGCCACGUGAAAGUGUCUAACUUUGUGCGCGUGAUGACAGGACAAAUAGACGCUCUAUGUCACAGAGACGAGUACAUGUUUGCAAUAAACAUCAAGGUCACGGGUAUGAACACACCAAGACCGCUUGACCUGGCCGAAAUGUGUUUGUAUAAAGCUUUGGUAAUCCAAAACGGACUAUGUGACCCUGAUCUACUGAAACUCUGCUUACUUACUCUGCAUCUCACGGAAGAGAAACCGAUUCUACGAUUCUGGGAAUAUACCCCAACAGACGAAAUGGAACAGGCCAUUCGGGAAGCAGACGUGGAUAGGUUGAUUGACGCGGGAAAAUUGAGUCAGCAUCACGAAUUCUGGAAAGGCAAUGUUCAUCUACUUCCUGUGUCAUCAAUGUAUUCGGGUUCAUCCAGAGAGGGCUGACGGGAUGGGACCCUGACUGACGCACGCUAUGGUGGAUCUAAAGCCCAGACCUGCCUUUCUAACGUACAACUCCUCUACCGUACAACUUAUCUGCGAUAGGACCCACACGCGCUCUCAUGGCUACAGGUCGAUAAUUACCAUGAAAUGUGUACACAAUUAUUAUAGGAUAAUCAAUAUGUUGCCUAGUGUUGAGAUCUGGAUCACGAAAUUGCUUUAAGAUUACCUUUUUAUGAUGUAUAUAAUCAAUGAGCAUUAGUGUGCGAUAUGUCGACUAUUCGGUCUUUUUAUAUUAAUACCAAAACCAGUUCUAUACCAUUUGCGGCAUUUACCUGCUACAGACGAUUACAUUUCUUAUCCAUAGGCGAUCUUGUGUUGUUGACUAUAUAGGUAUAAUUAGUAUAAUUGUAUAUACUAAUACUGUGUGGUAAGUUUAACCGUAGUGUGUCCGGGCUUUGGUGGAGGCGCAUGGCAAUGGUGGUGGUGUCUUUCUGUUAUAUGCACACAUUAUUUAUUGCAUGAGUUCACGCACACAUUAUGUCAAUUUAUGAUACUUAGAUAGAUGUGAUAUGAGUACAGUAAAACCUCGUUAUACUGCCGCCAUUUGCUCCGUGAAUGCUUGGCGUUACAAGGAGUUUGGCGAUACAUCCGGGAAGACAUAUAAACAAUAAUUGCGUGAAAAAGGAAAGAAAUAGAAGACAUUUUUAUGUUUUCAGUAUUCGAGAGUGCAACUGAAACGAAGUUGGGCAUUAUAUCGAGGUUUAACUGUAGUUUAAAUGAUUCGUUUAGUCCUAAAAUGGUAUAUCACAUGUAUUUUGUCAAAACUUUAUUUCAGGAUAUUUUUUUAAAAAUCAUAUAUAUAUUAAAUGAACAUUCAUUCGCCAUGAAAAUGAGAGCAGACGAAUAUGAUGGAAGUGUCAUGAAUGCCAGUCAGAACAUUAAUGGUUGUAGCCACUGCUUUGGUGACGGGCGCAUGAUAUGGUGUUCAAUUAGACCAAAAUAACAGACUCUCUUUUAAAAAAGUUGAUUGAGCAGAUUAUCUUUAACAUGUCAUAGGAAACAUGAAAUAUACCAACAUAGUUACUACAGCUAUGGUGAUUGCUCAUGGUAGAAAUGAUGGGUCACAUGUGAAAUAUUGUGCAGACAGAAAAAGGCCUGAAUGCAUAAGAAUAUAAAUGGCGUGAAUGCAUGAAAAAUAGCUUUGGUUAUGGCGCAUGGCAGACGUGAUUUUGUAUGCUUGACUUAAUGAAAUCUGAUGGAUUUAUAAUGGCGUUAAUGCAUGAAAAAUAGCUUUGGUGCUGGCGCAUGGCAGACGUGAUUCUGUAUGCUUAACUGAAUGAAAUGUGAUGGAUGUAUAAAUGGCGUGAAUGCAUGAAAAAUAGCUUUGGUUAUGGCGCAUGGCAGACG
Mizuhopecten yessoensis (Yesso scallop) is the source of this 2673-nucleotide messenger RNA. RefSeq lists its product as uncharacterized. The coding region runs from base 394 to 1269 and encodes 291 amino acids. The record is from RefSeq and is a predicted model, not a curated record. NCBI's taxonomy places the organism in Eukaryota, Metazoa, Mollusca, Bivalvia, Pectinida, Pectinidae. The transcript has 2 exons.